Molecule: messenger RNA, 2168 nt
Organism: Gavia stellata (red-throated loon)
Lineage: Eukaryota; Metazoa; Chordata; Aves; Gaviiformes; Gaviidae
Product: ATP-dependent RNA helicase DDX19B
Exons: 12
Coding region: 2-1441 (479 amino acids)
Biological process (GO): poly(A)+ mRNA export from nucleus
Cellular component (GO): cytoplasmic stress granule; nucleus
Molecular function (GO): ATP binding; RNA helicase activity; RNA binding
Source: RefSeq, a predicted model, not a curated record
CAUGGCCACCGACUCCUGGGCCCUGGCCGUGGACGAGCAGGAGGCGGCGGCCGAGUCGUUGAGCAGUUUACACCUGAAGGAGGAAAAAACCAAACCAGAUGCCAAUGGUGCUGUUGUCAAGGCAGAUGACAACGUAGAGAAGACAGAGGAUGAGGAGAAGGAGGACAGAGCUGCCCAGUCCUUGUUGAACAAGCUAAUCCGCAGUAACUUGGUUGACACAACAAAUCAAGUGGAGGUGCUGCAGAGGGAUCCCACAUCGCCUCUCUACUCCGUGAAGUCUUUUGAGGAGCUGCGGCUGAAACCACAGCUCCUGCAAGGAGUCUAUGCCAUGGGCUUCAACAGACCAUCUAAGAUACAAGAGAAUGCCCUGCCCAUGAUGCUUGCUGAACCCCCACAAAACUUGAUCGCACAAUCUCAGUCCGGUACUGGCAAGACAGCUGCCUUUGUCCUGGCCAUGCUCAGUCGUGUUGAACCUGGGAACAAGUAUCCACAGUGUUUGUGCCUUUCCCCAACGUACGAGCUGGCACUUCAAACAGGAAAAGUGAUUGAACAGAUGGGAAAGUUUUAUCCGGAGCUGAAACUUGCGUAUGCUGUCCGAGGCAAUAAACUGGAGAGAGGUCAGAAGAUCUCUGAGCAGAUUGUAAUCGGCACACCUGGCACUGUGCUGGACUGGUGUUCCAAACUGAAAUUCAUAGAUCCCAAGAAAAUCAAAGUGUUCGUCUUGGAUGAGGCUGACGUGAUGAUAGCAACCCAGGGCCAUCAGGACCAGAGCAUCCGCAUUCAGAGAAUGCUCCCCAGGGACUGCCAGAUGCUUCUGUUUUCAGCCACUUUUGAGGAUUCUGUGUGGAAGUUUGCUCAAAAAGUUGUUCCUGACCCAAAUAUUAUCAAACUGAAGCGAGAGGAGGAGACGCUGGACACUAUUAAGCAGUAUUACGUUCUGUGCAAUAACAGAGAUGAGAAGUUCCAGGCUCUCUGUAAUAUCUACGGCGCUAUCACCAUUGCCCAGGCCAUGAUCUUCUGCCACACUCGGAAGACGGCCGGCUGGCUGGCGGCGGAGCUCUCGAAGGAAGGCCAUCAGGUGGCAUUGCUCAGUGGGGAAAUGAUGGUGGAACAGAGAGCCGCAGUGAUAGAGCGUUUCCGAGAGGGCAAAGAAAAGGUGCUGGUGACCACAAACGUCUGUGCCAGAGGGAUCGAUGUAGAGCAGGUCUCUGUUGUUAUCAAUUUUGACCUUCCUGUGGAUAAGGAUGGAAAUCCAGAUAAUGAGACUUACCUCCACCGGAUUGGACGUACAGGUCGCUUCGGCAAGCGAGGACUGGCUAUUAACAUGGUGGACAGCAAGCACAGCAUGAAUAUUCUCAACAGAAUCCAGGAACAUUUCAACAAAAAGAUAAACAAAUUGGAUACUGACGACUUGGAUGAAAUUGAGAAGAUAACUAACUGAAGUACAGCUGCUGGAACUGGUGUGUACCCUGCUGUGGAAGCUCUCCCACUACAAUUGGAUCAGCGUUCAGAUUGGCACGCCUCUCAGCUAGUCCCGAAAAGGACUCUUUAAGAUAUGAGUACACAAAAAUUACCUCAUUUUAAAAAUUGCAGUUGGACUUCAAAUUGUGCAACUAUGGGGAGGAAGAGGAAAUGUUUACAGAAGCUUUUAACAUUUCUUAGUUUAGCCUUAAAAGGGGAAGAUUUUUGAAUUCUAAGAAAUACACUUGCCAAAAAAUGGGCAAUAUGUAAUUAUCUAAAACAAAUUUAAAAAAAAAAAGCUUUAUUGCCUAUAAUUGGAAUGAAGUUCAGCACUAACCUGAUCAGUUAAAAUUCAACAGUCAAAUAUAUAAUGGACAGAAGUGAAGAAAAGAAAAAAAAACCAAACCAAACAAGGCAGCUGGUUUUUGGCUAAAAACUCAACUUGUACAAAAUAGGAUGUCAUUCUCUUUGGCGCUCCCCUGAGCUCUUUAAGACUCAUUUCUGGCUUCCUGAUGGAUUUGCCCUGCUUUUCCUUACGUAAAUUGUCCUGAGGAUGUCUCCAGUAGCUCAUACUUGCAAACACAGGUGCCGUGUUGCUUUUGCUGGGCAGUAUUUUCUUUUAAUUUGUCCUUGAUUUGUUAGAAUGGCCACUAUACGUAAAGCGGUGCAGUGGUGACAGUGCUUAAGUACGUACUCUAGAAGUUCAU